AUGAGAACCAUUCUUCCCAUGUGUGGAGGCGGUGAUGGAGGGGAGUCCCGCAGCCUCCGCUCCAAGGUGGGCAGGAUGAAGAGGUUGCUGUGGCUGAGGCAGAGUCACUGCGUGGACAUCCACACGGACACGGAGCCCGGCGUGUGGCUGAGAAGCUUCCAGUUAUUGGAUACUGAUGGACAGAGUGAGGACCCGGUGCAGGAGUGGGGAGAGGAGGAGGAGGACGGAGCUGUGUUUGGCAUCACGCUGCGCAGAGAGCCUGUUCUUCCGGGCUCAGAUACGGCUGAGCUCCCCACAACCUUCAGCUGCAUCCAGUACCACACGGUGAAGGUGCGCAGGUUGAAGGCCGCCACUCUUGAGCGUCUGGUCACCCACCUGCUGGACCCCGAGCACCAGGAGCCCGACUACCUCCCUGUGUUCCUUUCCACUUACAGGGCCUUCACCUCCACCAGCACCCUCAUCGAGCUGCUGUUUCAGAGAGAUGACUUCAUUGCCAACCUGGAUAACACCGUCUGCCCACGCAGUACCUUACCCCCAGUCAUCCGGCUGUGGUUGGAGGAGUACAGUGAAGACUUCCAUGAGUCCCCUCAGUAUCACGACCUCCGGCUGUUGUGUGUCCACUUGCGGCAUCGCCUCUGCUUUAGGCGCUUGGCUCUAACUGCAGAAAACCUGCUCAAGAGGCUCCAGGAACAAGGUAGAGGGGGACUGCAGAUGUGAUUGUUCUGUUGCGUCCCAUACUUAAAAUGUUACUCAGCUUGUUUAUAUGUCAUUUAUGAUUCACUGCGUUUGACAGAUUGCAACCAGUCUGCAUCAGAGCACAACAGUGAAUCAUUGCAGCAGGACUGCAGAGAUGAAGAGGAAGGAGGAGAGAUGCCUUCUAAGGAGGAAGACAGACACAACGUCAUGGACUUCCCAGCGAGAGAAGUGGCGGAGCAGUUGACCAGAUUGGACGCUGAACUGUUUGUCAAAGUGGUGCCGUUCCACUGCUUGGGAUGCGUCUGGUCGCAGCGUGACAAGAAGGGGAACCAAAACCUGGCGCCCACAGUCCGUGCCACCAUCUCCCAGUUCAAUGCUGUCACCAAUCGUGUCAUCACUUCACUCCUUUGCCCGUCCACCCCCAGCCCUUUCACUUCCUCCCCGAACUCAUCACCCAACUCCUCCUCUACCUUCCUGUAUCCCUCCACUGCCCCAAACUCACCUCGUCCCUCACGCACGAGCCGCACCUACAGAGAACGCAUCAUCGAGAGGUGGAUCGCUAUUGCACAGGAAUGCAAAGAGCUGAAGAAUUUCUCCUCCUUGUGGGCCAUCCUGUCAGCUCUGCAAUCCAACGCAGUAUAUCGCCUAAAGAAGACCUGGGCUGCUGUCAGCAGGGAAAGCAUGGCCACCUUUGACCACCUAUGUGAGACUUUUCCUGAUGAGAACUGCGUGUUAACAAACAGAGAGAUCCUUGCAGAGGAUGGGAGUCAGACAGAUGGCAUCGCCACUACAAGCCCUAAGUCACCUCGUCUCUGCCCUGUGUCCAAACACCUCCAGAGCCUGAACAGUGGUGUUGUACCUUACCUGGGCACUUACCUGACAGCCCUCACCAUGCUGGAUACAGCACUCACUGACACUGUGGAAGGCGGGCUUAUCAACUUUGAGAAGCGUAGACGGGAGUAUGAUGUUCUGUCUCAGAUUCUGCAACUUCAGGCUUCCUGUUCCCACUACAAUCUCCCAGUCAACCCUCAAAUCACUACCUGGCUGCAGGCGCACAUUCUUCUCACAGACCAGGAGAGCUAUGAGCUGUCUCGUGAACUGGAGCCACCAGUUGACCCCUGUCCUAGCUCUCCUAACACAUGGAGCAGUCGUCUACUCACCAAGAAGCUCGCCUCGUUGAGGACAGCCAGUGACAGCUCCCUCAGGAAGACUCACGCUGACCAGAUCAGUGUGUCAUCUUCUGGCUCCAGCAGUUCAGACAUGGAGGAUCUCUCCGUCCCUCAGCCCUCUCCGCUCAGACUCAAACUGAAGACUCUCUCGGGCUCUCUCCACAACGUAGCAGAGGACUUCUCCAUCGCCAUGUCCACCUCCUCUCCGAGUCUUUCCAGCUCCUCCUGCAGCUCCUCUCAUCCGGACCUCAGCUCCGCCUCCCUAGGACUGAGCCCCGACUCAUCAUCCUCCAGCUGCUGCGCUCAGCCCGCCCUACCCGUCUACAACAAACAAGUCGCUGACUCGUGUAUCAUCAGGGUCAGUGUGGAGUGUGACAGCAAUGGAAACGUCUACAAAAGCAUAUUGCUGACCAGUCAGGAUCACACGCCUCAGGUGAUUCAGAGGGCUCUCGAAAAACACAAUAUGGAGGAUGUCAGCUGCCAUGACUUCAACCUCUACCAGAUGCUCAGCAAUGGAAAAGAGCUACAGAUCCCCGACAAAGCCAAUGUAUUUUACGCCAUGUGCACGACGGCCAACUACGACUUUGUCUUGCGCCAGCGCUGGAAGAACCACAGCCGACAUCUCGGCUCCUGCUCCAGCCCUGGGGCUCAACCCAAGAACCGCCACGCCAAAUGAGAAGCAUCUGUCCUGGCUGAAUGUUAAGAGUAUAACAAGAAAAGAGACAAGCUACUCAGCUGCAGCAACAACCAACAAUCUGUGGCUGUUUGUAUCUACUCAUCUCAAUGAGUCUGGCACUGUGCACCAGAUAUAAGUGGCUCUGCCACAGAGACUCCCAAGAAACCAGAGAGCUUCGACUGAAACACAACCUUCAGAUGUUCAUCAAGUGUCAUUGUUCAGGAGCAGCAUUGGAAAGUGUUAACCAAGAAUUAUUCUGGACUGUGUGAAGAGAAUGGCCAGGUAUACAAGAGAGAGAGAUGAAACAGAAAAGCAAAUGAGGACUUUUAGAAGAAAUAUAGAAUUUUGUUAUUCUCACAUUAUUCUCUAUCCUUCUAAUCAUCAGACACCAUCUUUGGAUAAAUGAACCACGUUACCAGGACCUCUUUCCUUAGAUGUAAACACUUUUAUUAAUGAGCACAAAUGCACAUUACAUUGUGGAUUUUGGAACUUGCUAAAUAGAAACAUGACGAGCAGCGGGACUGGGAA
This is a messenger RNA of Scomber japonicus (chub mackerel), 3069 nucleotides long. It is a transcript of the gene rgl3a, whose product is annotated as ral guanine nucleotide dissociation stimulator-like 3a. Gene Ontology annotation, cellular component: plasma membrane. Gene Ontology annotation, biological process: Ras protein signal transduction; positive regulation of GTPase activity. The record is from RefSeq and is a predicted model, not a curated record. Gene Ontology annotation, molecular function: guanyl-nucleotide exchange factor activity. Lineage: Eukaryota; Metazoa; Chordata; Actinopteri; Scombriformes; Scombridae. The transcript is spliced from 17 exons.